Molecule: messenger RNA, 2064 nt
Organism: Caretta caretta (loggerhead turtle)
Lineage: Eukaryota; Metazoa; Chordata; Testudines; Cheloniidae
Gene: MKRN2OS
Product: MKRN2 opposite strand
Source: RefSeq, a predicted model, not a curated record
UCACAAUGUGUAUGAUAAUCAAGGUGGGUUUUUAAUUAAUAUUAAAAUGAACACUAGCUCUUUAAGAGGAUGUCCAAACCUUAUGUCUCCAGUUACUAGUUAUCCUAACAGUGAGUGGUUAAGUGGGCUGUCAUUCUGAAUGACAUCACCGAAUAACAUCCAUUCCUAAUCCAGUGAUCCACCUGCUCCGGGUGAGAUUGUGAUAGGCAGCAAAAUAAGAUCGUUUCAGAAAGCUUCCCUGUAUUUGCACAAGUAGUUGGCUGAAACAAUGCAGUCCUUGGACUCAGAGAAAGGCUUAAUCAAGUUCAGCCAUUGUAAGAAGGACAUAUUUUGUUCCUAUGUGCCCAAGCUGUGCCCUGUUUGUGGGCAGAGUCUAAACUACAGGAGACUGGAAGAUGCACCUGUCAGCAUUCCCAGCCCAUUUGUCAACGGGCAUAGGCAGAAAUGUUCAUUUUUACUUAAACCUACUACAGGAACGUUUCUUAGAGAGUAUGAUGGAAGCUCUGAUCUCCAUGUCGGAAUAACCAAUACUAAUGGGUUGGUGUAUAAUUACAAUGAAACAGGCAUUCAUAGAGUUGAACUUGGGUGGGAGCAAUGCAUUAGUAUCCCACUAAUGCAGCCAGACAUGUAUGGACUGCUUGAACAAUGGGAUAAGUACCUAGAAGAAUUCUCUACGGGAGAGGCCUGGUUUUUUCACAGGUACGAUGAACACCACCACAAUUGUUAUACCUUUGCACUGGCAUUUAUUAACUGUGUCUUGGCUGCACAAGGUAAGCAGCCAAUGAGUAAAAGUGAAUUCACAGAAAGAUUUGUGAUACCACAGACAAGGAAAGCUUCCAAGUAUAUCACUGUCUACCAGGAGGUAGCAGAAAAUUAUUUCUACAUUGGUGACACCCUUGAUCAAGAAAAAAACAAUUCUGGAGAGGACACAUUGUUACAUGUUUACAGGCAUUCAAAGCAAUGAAAACAGAUCCAUAAAUAGGAAAUCUUUGGGUCCAAGCUUCAGUUCUCCCUCUAUAUACCUGACAUGCCUUCCUGCAAUAUUUGAAAACUAACUGAUUGUAGAGACUGACUGUAGAACUCAGAUAUGUCUGAGAAAAGGAUCAUCCCUUUCAUCUCUCUCUUACAAGACAUUAACAUGACACAAGAAGGAAAAGACUUGUAUGAGUGUGUUCUGGGAGCUUUAAAAUUUUGCACUCUGCAACUAGCUAACUUUCAUGAGCACUAUCACUAUGGGAAAUUAUAUAUGUUCCUGUUUGCUAUAUCAUACUAAAAGUUGUAUGAGUGUAGUCAUGUUUUGUAGUAGACUAUGAGUGUUGUAAAUUAAAACAACAAAUGUAGAUUACCUUUUGACCAAAGUCAGAAAAACAGUUUGUGACAAAAAUGAAUGGUGACACUUAUUCACUAAAACACUGCUUGAAUUAAGAAAGCACUGCAAUUACUGGUCAUAUAUACUAUUUUCCUCAUAUGCAAUAUGCAGAUACUAAAAUGCCUGAGAUAAGGUACAAACUGAGUAAGUUUUAACUUUACCAAUAAGUGGCAAUGUUCAUUCAGUUUCUUGUAAACAUAAAGUACUAUCAUAAAUGCUACGUUGUACCUCCAUAUUUUUACUACCAUUGCAAGAAUAAAUAGCUGGAGUAAAACUAUACUCCUCUCUCUCUAGAGGGGCUAUUUUCCAGUGAAGUGUCUGGAAGUAUUCAGUACUCUAUAAGAAACAUUUUAUACUAGCCAACAGAUUUUGCAGGCUGUUGUGUCCAUAACUAGCACUGGACUCGUCAGAAUGUCCCUCAACAAGAAAUUAAAGGAUUUGAAAAGACUGAACAGCAGUUUUACAGAUUGUUUCUGCAGUCAUGCACUGACCUAUUAUGGCCAACUUUUGCUAGUUUUCACUGUUCUAAACCCUAAAUAACUUCACUAGAGUUAAUCCAGAUAGAUAUCAAUGUAACAGAGCAGAGUUCAGCCUUAUUUCUCCUCGUAGUUUUUGCAAAAGCUCAGCCAGAGCUAGGAUGAAUCCAGGUUCUAUUUUCUUCAGAAUUCUAAUAAAUGGUUCUUAAUUUUGUCCCA